Camelina sativa (false flax) is the source of this 2017-nucleotide messenger RNA. Its product is annotated as protein GRAVITROPIC IN THE LIGHT 1-like. Gene Ontology annotation, biological process: response to red or far red light; negative gravitropism. Lineage: Eukaryota; Viridiplantae; Streptophyta; Magnoliopsida; Brassicales; Brassicaceae. The record is from RefSeq and is a predicted model, not a curated record.
AAAGAACAAAAGGAACAGUGUGGGGGUGGAGAAAUUGGGAAAGGGAAAGGCUUUGUUGUUGCAUUCCUUACUUGCAGAUGCAUCCAAAUCACACCAUUAAUAAACUCCCUUCUCAAAGCCUUAAACCUUCACAAAAAGUUUUGACUGUUUGUUACUGAAUCCAAAAAAAAAUCAAGUCUUUUUUUUUUCGUUUUCUUGAUUCGAUUUAAGAAAAAUUUGGUCUUUUUCAUUUUGUUAAUUUGGGCAUUUUUUUGUUGAGGCGAUGCGGGAAGUGGAAACAUCAGCAAUCACAGCAGCUCCUCCACAAUUCUCUCAAAUGUUUCAGAAACUAGCCAUGGCUGUCAAAACCAAGACCUACGAGUUCUUCACCGAAGAAGACGAACGAACCGAUGCUGCUGAGGGUUUCUCUCUCCUCGAUUCCUCCGAGGAUUUCAUCACCGAUCAGAAAGUCGUCGUUCUUAAACCCGACAAGCCUUCUUCUUCUUCUCCGGGAUCUCCUGCUGUUCUUUCUCCGGUGAGUGUGAAACCUAAUCAAAGGAAGCUUUCUCAGGUUAGGAAAUUAGAUACCCAGAUGGGUUCGAGUUUGAUCUCUUCUGUUUUCGCUACUGUUUCGUCUUUUGAAGCUUCGUAUCUUCAAUUGCAAGCUGCUCACUCCCCCUUUGUUGAAGAAAGCGUCAAGGCUGCUGAUAGAGCUCUCGUCUCUAACCUCCAGAAGUUAUCUGAUUUGAAGCAGUUUUAUAGGAAUUAUCGCCAAAGUUUGGAUUUUGAUGAGUCUGAUUUAGCGAUUGGUUCUUGCUUAGAGUCUCGUGUUCAGGAGAAUCAGAGCAAGCUUAGAGCUUUGGGAACGGUUUCUAACCGGUUACAAGCUGAGAUGGAUGCUAAGGAUUUGCAGGUUUGGACUCUGAGAAACAAGUUAGGUGAGAUUCAAAAGUCUAAUUCCAAGUUGUCAAGGAGGCUGUCUUCGAAUUCAUCAUCAUUGGAUGUUCUGUUAUCUGUUAGGGUUUAUGAGUCUCUGUUGCAUGAUGCCUUUAAAGCUACUCAGAAGUUUACUAAGACUCUGAUUGAGUUGAUGGAAAAAGCUGGUUGGGAUUUGGAUUUAGCUGCUAAGUCUGUUGUUCAUCCUGAGGUAGAUUAUGCUAAGAAGGGACAUAACCGUUAUGCAUUGUUGUCGUAUGUUUGCUUGGGGAUGUUUCGUGGUUUCGAUGGUGAAGGAUUUGAUCUUGAUGGUGGAGAGUCUGAGAUGAGUUCUUCAGAGUCUUCGUUGAGGGAAUUGAUGCAACAUGUAUCUAGCAAUCCCAUGGAGCUUUUGGAAAGGGAUAAAGAUUGUGCAUUCUCUAGAUUUUGCGAUAAGAAGUAUCACGAGCUCAUUCACCCGAACAUGGCAUCUUCUAUAUUCAGCAACAUGGAUGAGAACGAAGCUGUGUUGAGUUCUUGGAGAUCUCUGAGCACUUUCUAUGAGUCUUUUGUCACGAUGGCUAGCUCGAUUUGGACACUUCACAAGUUAGCCUUGUCCUUUGAUCCUGCGGUUGAGAUUUUCCAAGUCGAAAGCGGAGUUGAUUUUUCGAUUGUCUUCAUGGAGAAUGUCUUGAAAAGAAAACAAGACAAAAAGUUCUCGACGAAUCCUACUCGAGCCAAAGUAGGAUUCACUGUGGUUCCAGGGUUUAAAAUCGGGUGCACGGUGAUCCAGUCUCAAGUUUACCUUACUGGCUCUAAAUGUAAAUGAAAGAGACAGAUGGUUAAACGGCCAAUGCUCAAGUUUCUGAUCACAAAGCUGCUUUCAAGGACUUGACGGUUCCAACACUAUAAAAGGGUUAUAACUUUUUUACCUUCUUAGUAUUCUGUGAUUAAUUGUGUUCUUUAUAAGUCUGAUUUGAGUUAUUGAUUUCGUUUAAAAGUGUACAGAAUGUUCUAAAGCUAUGGUGAUUUUUACUUUGUUUGGAUUGCAAUAAUUUAAAUUGUUUCUCUUCAUAGGAGUAAGUUGUAACAGAUUGAUUAUCAAAAUAUAAAAAGUUUCUAA